AUGGGCGUCUUUGACAGCCUCGACGCAGGCGUCACCAACCUGUUCGGCCAGUGGAACGUCUAUUCGACUGGUCUAGUGACCCUCCUGCUGGCUGUGGUCUCCUAUCGAGUUAUCUCGACCCGCGAUCCCGAUGUGCAUCCCAUGCUCCUAGCUCGCCAAGCCGUCCCGUCUUCAGUCCGAAAUGAAGGAGAGAGUCCUAUUUACCGAUCCCAGGCUGCUCCUCAUGGCAUGCCGCUCAAUACUGGUCUUAAUGUGAAGGAUACUGGAGCUUCUAAGUGGUCUCGCGGUCGUGAUGGCGACUUGAGAGAUAUCUGGAAGAGGGCGGCUGAGGGCGGCGAGAACGGGGCCAAGGGAAGGAUUCUGACUGUCCUCGGUUCCCAGAACGUUGUGGAUCACAAGCUCGAUGAUAUCACUCGUCAGAUUAAUCUUAUUGGUCAGCACAUUGCCGAGACUGGUGGUAUUAGGGUUGCCGUUUACCUGCCGAACUCAGUCGAACUCUUGGUAACGCUUUUCGCCUGCAGCUUCUAUCAAAACCUCACAACGGUCUUGAUCCCUUUUGAUGUGUCCAAUGAUGAGCUUGUUUCUAUGUUACGCCGCUCUGCCGCUGAUACCUUGAUUACCGCUCCUGGCGCAUUCCCUUUCGAUGCUGUAAUCCAGGCCUACCCAUCUCUUCGACAGCUCAUUUGGGUCACAGACGAAGGAAGUAGCCACAUGGACUGGAAUGAGAUCCCUGAAGGUACUGGCGGCAACAUCAACGUCGCUACUUGGCAGGAUAUUCUUCGCGAUUCCCCAGCCCAUGCCGGCACCGAGCUCCCGACUAUUGACCCCUCUAAGACUCCAUCCGAUGUCGUCACCUUUUGGCAGACUGAACCUGGCGAGGUUGAGGAAAUGGUGCGCUUCAGUCAAGCCAACCUUGUCUCUGCUAUUUCUGCUCAACUCGCGGCUAUCCCAACCAAGGAGCGCAUCAACCCAUCGGAUCUUUUCUUACCCGCUGAUUCUCUUGCCAACGUCUAUACACUCGUUCUUACACUUGGUGCUCUGUAUUCGAAUGCUUCCAUUGCGCUGAACUCGGUCGCCGGCAAGUCACCAGACCUGGUUCUAGCAACUCAGGGGGUUGCUCCCACUGUUUUGGUUGCUAGUCCUGAGACACUUCUCAAGACUCAUGAGGAGUCCACGUCUAGGCUGACAUCUUCUUUGGCCAACGCCUCUCAUGUCAUGGCAACUCGUUCUCUGGCCCUGGAGGGAGUUCAUGCCACCUCCAAUUUGCUUUCUGGAUUCUCUUCCGGCGCAGCCCCGGCCCUGGGCACAACGCCUGGCAAGCUUCGUCUGGUGUUGGUUGCAGAGCGUGCAGGUUCUGAUACCCCUCUCCUCCCGGCCAACGUUUUGUCGGAUCUACGUAUCUUUACUGGGGCGAGGGUGGUGUACGCUUUAACCGCAGCCAAGGUGGCUGGAGCUAUUUGCCAGACCGUUCUCUACGACUAUCGACUCCCGGCUGAUGCCAAGACACACUUCGGUCCUCCAUUGACCAGUGUCGAGCUAUAUCUCAAGGAUGCCGGCGCUCACAAGACUACUGAUGAGAAAAUCGAAGGCCAUAUUGUCGUGAGAGGACCUUCCGUGGCUGGAGGAGAAGUCAAUGUUGGGAUUCCCGGAAAAAUUCGACAUGACAAUACCCUUGCUUAUGCCUGA
Molecule: messenger RNA, 1686 nt
Organism: Fusarium mangiferae
Lineage: Eukaryota; Fungi; Ascomycota; Sordariomycetes; Hypocreales; Nectriaceae
Exons: 3
Coding region: 1-1686 (561 amino acids)
Cellular component (GO): endoplasmic reticulum; membrane
Molecular function (GO): long-chain fatty acid-CoA ligase activity
Source: RefSeq, a predicted model, not a curated record